This is a messenger RNA of Chlorella variabilis, 309 nucleotides long. RefSeq lists its product as hypothetical. NCBI's taxonomy places the organism in Eukaryota, Viridiplantae, Chlorophyta, Trebouxiophyceae, Chlorellales, Chlorellaceae. The record is from RefSeq and is a predicted model, not a curated record. The transcript is spliced from 3 exons. Bases 1 to 309 code for a protein of 102 amino acids. Gene Ontology annotation, cellular component: respiratory chain complex IV; mitochondrion.
AUGGCACCCGGCACCAGCAGCGUGGACACCAGCGUUUUGAAGAAGGCUCGUGAACAGUGCUGGCAGGCGCGUGACGCAUUCUACGCGUGUGUGGAGGCGGCGGGUGUGACCUACACCGUAGACGCCCCCAUCCCUGCCCAGUGCUCUGCGACGCGGGCGGCGUACACGUCGGCCUGCAAGGCCUCCUGGGUGAAGCACUUUGACCUGCUGCAGGACAAGCGCCUGCGCUACCUCCAGACCCUGCGCGCCAACAUCGCCAAACAGACGCAGACGGGCACAGGCAGUCAGCAGGGCAAGGCGGCCGCAUAG